AUGCAACCAGGAAGUAUUGUUUUGAAUAACUAUAGAGAAUUACCAUGUUUUCUUUACACAGGGAGAGAAAAAAAGAAGCGCAAACGUAGCCGUAGUAGAUCUUCCUCAUCUUCGUCGUCGUCCUCCUCUUCCUCCUCCAGUUCGUCUUCAUCUUCAGCGUCGUCCUCUUCGUCGGGCUCUUCGUCGCCCUCAUCCAGCAGCAGCCGGAGUCGCUCCAGAAGCAGCGACUCACGCAGUAAGUCCAGAAAGCAAUCAAAGAAGAGGAAAAAGGACAAAGCCAAAAAGCACAAAGGGAGGAAAGAAAAGCGGCAUAAACGUAAAAAGGAAAAGAAAUCCAAAGCCGGCGAGGAAAACUCUGGGCCGGUUCAGAUAUCCAAGUACUUGAAAGAAAGGAAGAGAGGGAGGAAGUACAGCAUGAUUUCGGGAAAGGAGAUAAAGAUGAAAGUAAAGAAGUCAAAAAGAGAUAAACAGCGGGACAAAAAUCGAGCUGAACUUCUGGAGUUCUUGAACUCGACCUUGUGAUGCCCCCGAGUGGACACAACAGCCGACCUCAGGAAACGACAAGCGAGCUGUCUUUGGGGGGGAGAAAUGUAAAUAAAAGCUAAAAGUCAAACCGGAGCACAGCUCGAAGCGGGGUACACACAUACGCACGUUUAACAUCUUCACGGACUUUUUAAAUGAGAGACUCCACGCGCGGCGAUGGGGGAAAAAAACAAGUUUUGUGCUGACUGACUGGAACACCGCACGCAUAACCGGAUCUCCAACAGCGGGUGCCAGUCUCUCCCCUCUCCUUGCGGAUGUUUGUUGUCGUACCAGCGCUGACCUAUGUGUGGCGCCGUGGUGCAGAAGAAGAAAAAAGAAGAAGCUAGGCUAACUGCUAACUAAAUAGAAGUUGCAAGGUCUUCUCUGCCGGGGACCUUCUAAAGACACCCCCACACCGCAGGAUGGUAUUUCAGACACUUUUGCUGACUUUGAUAUGAAAUUGGUAAAAAUUCACACGCACAAAAAAAAAAAGAUUCUUAGUGUGUGUGUACCCAGUUUUAGGGACAACGUGCAGGACAGUCAGCUGGUGUUAAGAGUGAAUUCAGACCAAGUUGAGGAGCGGCCUCAUCGGAUGUCGUCGAUGUUGCUGCUAAUAUGGCCAUGAUCAAUAUUAGGUACACCUGUGCAAUGUAAUCACAAAAAAAAAAAUGUUUUAUUUUAACACUGUCAAACGUUUUAUUUUCACAAUUUUUUGUUAUUGUGAUUUGCAGCUCAGGUGUACCUAAUGAGGUGGACAGGAAGUGUCUAUGUACAAAUGAAUAGCUAGUUUAUUGUUCCGUCAACAGUUUGAGUUUUGCUUGUCAUCUAUGUGUGUCGAUAACAGUUCUAAAUGUAACAAAUAUUUUACACGUGCUUGAAGCUACACCGUAACGUCGCCAUCUUGUCUUCGGCAGUGGUUCCAUUUAUGAAUCUGUAAAAUGAGUCCUUUAUUUUUUUUGUCAAACCAGCUCAAUGCAUCUGUGGAGCCGUGCGACAGGACGGGAAAAUAAAUCAAACGUUCCAUCGCUU
This is a messenger RNA of Syngnathoides biaculeatus (alligator pipefish), 1551 nucleotides long. RefSeq lists its product as uncharacterized. Lineage: Eukaryota; Metazoa; Chordata; Actinopteri; Syngnathiformes; Syngnathidae. Bases 1 to 522 code for a protein of 173 amino acids. The record is from RefSeq and is a predicted model, not a curated record. The transcript is spliced from 6 exons.